Molecule: messenger RNA, 945 nt
Organism: Mesorhabditis belari
Lineage: Eukaryota; Metazoa; Nematoda; Chromadorea; Rhabditida; Rhabditidae
Source: the annotation of a GenBank genome assembly
AUGUCUAAACGAAAAGUUUUACUUAUGGGUAAAUCGGGAAGUGGAAAGACGUCCAUGAGAUCGAUCAUCUUCGCCAACUACAUCGCACGUGACACGAGUCGUUUGGGUCCGACCAUUGAAGUUGAACAUGCACACGUGAGAUUUCUGGGAAACCUCGUGUUGCACUUGUGGGAUUGCGGUGGACAAGAGACAUUCAUGGAAAACUAUUUGCAAAAUCAGAAGGAUCAAAUCUUUAAAAAUGUUCAGGUGUUGAUCUACGUCUUUGAUGUUGAGUCGCGAGAAAUCGAGAGGGACUAUCGAUAUUAUCAAAGCUGCCUCGAGUCACUUUUAGCCAACUCCCCAAAUGCAAAGGUUUUCUGCCUAAUACAUAAAAUGGAUCUCAUUCAAGAGGAUCAUCGGGAUCAGACCUUCGAUGAAAAGAAACGCGAUAUUUUGCGUCUUUCUGAAGCGGGAGCCGGUGGAAAAGAUAAAGCCUCCGAAGUUGUACAAUGUUUCAAAAGCUCGAUCUGGGAUGAGACCUUGUAUAAAGCCUGGUCAGCUAUCGUCUACAAAUUAAUACCAAACGUGCACGCGAUUGAAGCUAAAUUGGCCAAUUUCACGGAGGUCGUUGAAGCUUCAGAGGUCUUGCUAUUCGAAAGAGCAACUUUCUUGGUGAUUGCUCAUGCCGAGGUGAGCGAACAGAACAAAGAUGUGCAUCGUUUCGAGAAAGUCUCCAAUAUCAUCAAGCAAUUUAAAUUAUCAUGCAGCAAAAUGGGCUCUCAAUUCGAGCAGGUGCAAGUGAAAAAUGACCAAUUUGCGGCGUUUAUCGAGGCUUUCACGCCAAACACCUUCAUUAUGGUGGUGCUUGCGGGCCCCGGCUCGGCAUCUGUAUCUGCGACAACGAUUCUGAUGAACAUUCGGCUGGCCCGAAAACAUUUCGAGCGAUUGGAAGAAGCAGGAGCUGCG